Molecule: messenger RNA, 594 nt
Organism: Homarus americanus (American lobster)
Lineage: Eukaryota; Metazoa; Arthropoda; Malacostraca; Decapoda; Nephropidae
Biological process (GO): synapse organization
Cellular component (GO): neuron projection membrane
Source: RefSeq, a predicted model, not a curated record
AUUUCCCUGCCCGUCCUCCUAGCUGUGGAAGUCCAGCAGGCCAAGAUCGAGGGCCCGGGGGAGGUGUACAUCCAGAAGGGCUCCACCAUCCGCCUCACCUGCCUCGUCAACUCACACUCGGACAACGUCGGCGCCGUCAACUGGUUCCGCGACUCUCAACGUCUUGACUAUGACUCUCCCAGGGGCGGCGUAAGUGUAGAGAUAGAGAAGACUCCCGCCAGGACCACGUCUAAACUCUUCCUCACUCGGGCAGGGAAGGACGACCUCGGUAACUACACUUGUGUCCCGCAGUUUGCUGACCCAGCUUACGUCCUGGUGCACGUGGUCAAUGGCGAGGAAUCUGCUGCCGUCCACACUGCAGGUUCCAUUACCGUUCACAGCGACGUGCAGGUGCUGUGUUGGUGCCUGCUGCUGUUGCCUCUACUGUGUCAGGACUGUCGGUGACGCUGUGUCGUGAUGCUGCAACGGUGAUGAGCAGGGUGAAGCCACACAGCCCAUCACAACCACCACCACCACUAUACACCACCACCAACAGCACCACUACAUACCAUCACCACUACCGCUACACACCACCAUCACCACCACUGUACACCA